Megalops cyprinoides (Indo-Pacific tarpon) is the source of this 1444-nucleotide messenger RNA. RefSeq names its product somatostatin receptor type 1-like. The coding region runs from base 332 to 1441 and encodes 369 amino acids. Gene Ontology annotation, molecular function: neuropeptide binding; somatostatin receptor activity. Lineage: Eukaryota; Metazoa; Chordata; Actinopteri; Elopiformes; Megalopidae. The transcript is spliced from 2 exons. Gene Ontology annotation, cellular component: neuron projection; membrane. Gene Ontology annotation, biological process: cellular response to glucocorticoid stimulus; neuropeptide signaling pathway. The record is from RefSeq and is a predicted model, not a curated record.
CCCUCUCUCUCUCUCUGUCUUUCUGGAUCAAAGGCAGUGUAUGGGAUCGAGUCACCGUGGAGUGUUCCUCUGUUGCUGCAGUUCCCUUUGAUUCUGCUUCCCUGGAUGGUGAAUGGGGAUUAUUUCAUCUUCUCAUCUUUGAAGGGAACCUGCAUUUUUCACAAAAGGCCGUGCACCCACCCCCUACCUGCCUCCCUCAACACCACCCCCUGGUAUUCAGGGCGCAGAUGUACAGGUGACACUGGCCAAAGCCAUCACUGAUUCCCUGAGACAGAACAGGCAGCAGCAGCAGCGGAGGAUCCUUUUGUUUAGCUGGUGAGAGCGCCAAAAAAUGGAACAGCCCAAUGGGACGGAGGGGGCGCUGUUUCCCACAGAACAGCCUCUCAACUUCUCCCUGGACUACGAGGACUUUGAGCAGGAGCACGACGCCAGCAAGAUCGUCAUCCCUUCCAUCUACGCGCUGGUGUGCAGCGUGGGCCUGACGGGCAACGCCAUGGUCAUCUACGUCAUCCUCAAGUAUGCCAAGAUGAAGACGGCCACCAACAUCUACAUCCUGAACCUGGCCAUCGCGGACGAGCUCUUCAUGCUGAGCGUGCCGUUCCUGGCCACGGCGGCGGCGCUGCGGCACUGGCCCUUCGGCUCGCUCAUGUGCCGGCUGGUGCUCAGCGUGGACGGCAUCAACAUGUUCACCAGCAUCUUCUGUCUGACCGUGCUCAGCGUCGACCGCUACAUCGCUGUGGUGCACCCGAUCAAAGCUGCCCGCUACCGCCGGCCCACCGUAGCCAAGAUCAUCAACGUGUGUGUGUGGGGGCUGUCUCUGGUGGUCAUCCUACCCAUCAUCGUCUUCGCCGACACAGUCCCCGCCCAGGACGGCGGCGUGGACUGCAACUUCCUGUGGCCGGAGUCGUGGUGGUCGGAGGCCUUCGUGGUCUACACCUUCCUGCUGGGCUUCCUGCUGCCGGUGGUGGCCAUCUGCCUGUGCUACUGCCUGAUCGUGGCGCGCAUGCGGGCGGUGGGGCUGAAGGCAGGCUGGAUGCAGCGGCGGCGCUCGGAGAAGAAGCUGACCCGCAUGGUGCUGCUGGUGGUGGCCGUCUUCGUGGUCUGCUGGAUGCCCUUCUACAUCGUGCAGCUGGUCAGCGUCUUCCGCCGGCCGCCCGACCCCAUGGUCACCCAGCUCUUCGUCAUCCUCAGCUACGCCAACAGCGGCGCCAACCCCAUCCUCUACGGCUUCGUCUCCGACAACUUCCGCCGCUCCUUCCAGCGGAUCGUCUGCUUCCGCUGGCUGGAACGUGGCCUGGACACCGAGCCCGUGGAUUACUGCGCCGUCGCCCUGAAGCGGCAGGCCACGCACCAUGCCCAUGACUUCCCCCUCAAGGACUGCCUGCCCUCCGACAUGCUGUACCGCAACGGCACCUACACCUCCCGCACCACCACCCUGUGAGAG